CAAGCGAUGAUGUCAAGCAUCAAAACUGUGUCUGCCAAUCUCUUAAGAAACGUUUACCAAGUAUUAUAAUCUAGUUUUAUUUUGUAAGCUAUUUAUUUUCGUAGAUUAAUAAAUCAAUACCUAAAUAUAAUACAAAAUGGAUUCACCGGUCAGCGACACUACGACAGUGCCGAUCGAAGUGAUCUUCCAACAAGAAUACUAUGAGAGUUCUGAAGAACCGCCCAUGGAAGAAUGGUCUUCAUUAGAAAUAGUACCGCCAGAAGAAAACAAAAAGAAAAUUCUACACCAAGAAGGGUUGUAUGACCCUGGCAGCGGUGAAGUAUGUACCAAGUAUAUAACUAUGUCUGCAAGUUCUGUGCUUAGGCACCCUUACUUCUGCUACCCAGCGAUCAAAGACCCAGGGAUCGAAAAGGCCUUGUUAGAACCUGAAGCAGUACUAAAGUAUCCAGAUGAUGGGCAGGCUCUAUACCUAGACAUGUGCGAGGAAAUGAAACAGUGCCCAGUGAGGAGCUUCCAUAAAGGACUACUUGGAAGUAAAAUAGAUUUAAGGUAUUAUUGCGUGAACGCAGAUGGAAUCCGUGCUAUGGCUGCAGCCUUACGGUACAAUAAGACAGUCAAAUCAUUGAACUUUACAGAUAACUUUUUGAACGAUGAUGCUAGUUUCCAUUUAGGCAAUAUGCUUAUAACAAAUAGUACAAUAACCGAACUCAAUUUACGUGGAUGCAGGAUUGGCCCUGGUGGUGCCAUGCGCUUGUUACAUAAUCUACCUCAUAACAAAGGUCUGGUGACACUGGAUUUGAGUUACAACCAGUUGGGCGAUGAAGGUAUGACGCAUCUAGCCAAAGCUAUAUUUUAUGGACUCGAUGUUAAGAAAAUCAACCUAGCUUAUAAUAAUAUAACCGGGAAAGGCGUCAUGCAUUUAGUCGAUUCAUUCGAGACACAUAACAAGUUCACCCAUAUAAACCUCUCGUGGAACAAAUUGUAUACUCCAGGAGGAGCGCCAUUUCUCAUGAAACUAUCAGAAACUAGUACUACUCUUCAGGUACUAGAUCUGUCAUGGAACGCGCUGGGUGGCCCUAAAUUUGGCUUCGCAAUAAAAAGCAUCUUGGAAUGUCCGCUUAUAAAGAAACUAAAUCUAAGCAACAAUAAGUUCGAAGGUGAAGCUUUGGCUGCUAUUGCAUCAAAUUUAACAAAAGCUAAGAGACUGCAAACAUUGCACCUGUCAUACAAUCCCCUGACGCCGGCUGAUGCCCUGACGGUGUUGAACAAAGUAAGAAUGGUAGCAUCGAAACUACAAAAGUUAUAUAUGGAAAACGUAUUCGUUGAUGGAGAGUUUUUAUCUUUGCUUGAUCGGAUAAAACGCAUGAAGUCAAAGAAAAACGUGGUUGUGACGUAUGGUGGAGUUGUAAGCAAAUUCGUAGGUAUAGGUCCAGACCCCAGAGAUCUUAUUCUCAACAGAGUUGAAUAUCUUGCCAAGAAGCCGAAGAAGAACAAGGUGGACAUUGCAUUGUUUAUGUUACAGUUGCAAAAAGAAAACCGCUCAAUAAUGGGUUUGAAAGAAUUUAUAGCUGUUAUAGAGGAAGGAGGCCUGCGUUUGGAUGACAGCAUAGUAGAUGAAUUGUUCAACGUUUUCCCUGGCGCUGCGUCUGCUAAAUUUAAAACUAUAAACAUUAACCUGAUGGUAGAGUAUAUGAAACGCAAAUGGCCGGAUAGACAGUUACCUCCCACUCCCCCGCCGGAACCCGAACCGGAACCGGUACCAGUACCAGUAAAACCAAAGAAAAAGGGAAAAAAGUGAAUUAUUCAAUAUAUUUUAUCAUUGCUCUCAUUUAAUGUACGUAUAGGAUUGAUUUAGCCUUAUAUAAUUUAAUUUAUUUUGUAUGUUUAACUUUUUUAAGACAAGUAGCGCUGAAAUUAUGCGGUAUGGUAAGUAUGUUUAGAUGUAUUUUAUGAUGAGUUGCCCAUAUUAUAAGUAUUGGUAAAUAAAGUUGUUA
Helicoverpa armigera (cotton bollworm) is the source of this 1994-nucleotide messenger RNA. RefSeq names its product leucine-rich repeat-containing protein 74B. The transcript has a single exon. NCBI's taxonomy places the organism in Eukaryota, Metazoa, Arthropoda, Insecta, Lepidoptera, Noctuidae. The record is from RefSeq and is a predicted model, not a curated record. Gene Ontology annotation, molecular function: protein binding. The coding region runs from base 137 to 1798 and encodes 553 amino acids.